Molecule: messenger RNA, 1313 nt
Organism: Fundulus heteroclitus (mummichog)
Lineage: Eukaryota; Metazoa; Chordata; Actinopteri; Cyprinodontiformes; Fundulidae
Product: olfactory receptor 4E2-like
Exons: 1
Coding region: 275-1204 (309 amino acids)
Biological process (GO): G protein-coupled receptor signaling pathway
Cellular component (GO): membrane
Molecular function (GO): olfactory receptor activity; G protein-coupled receptor activity
Source: RefSeq, a predicted model, not a curated record
UGCUGGGGCUUUUUAAGCAGCUAUAAGUAGAGCUGACCUCCGUCUGAGCGUCAGACUGAGAAACGCUGUGGACGCAGCGAACAGUCGAAGCCGAUGGGACUUCCUGUCUGCUCUGCAGCUCAGCAUCACCUCCUCCUUCACACUACCUGACGGCUGCAGUGAGAAGCUCGCUGUCUCUGGUUUGAUCUGAAUUGUGGUUUAUUUUGUAAAGCUGCAGGAUUAAAAUGUGAACUAACUCUCUAUCAUGACUUUGACUGGUGUGCUGUGAAGCAGGAUGAUGAUAAACUCCACGCAGGUUCUGUUUUUCACACUAACUGCCUACUUUCACUCUGAGGUUCUGAAUUAUGUAUAUUUUACAGUCGUGCUAUGUCUGUACAUCCUGAUCGUUGGCUCUAACGUGCUGCUGAUCGUGGUGAUCUGUGUGAAUAGCAGCUUACAUGAACCUAUGUACAUGUUUCUGUGCAGCCUGUUUGUGAAUGAACUGUAUGGCAGCACAGGCUUGUUCCCCUUCCUGCUGGUCCAGAUCCUCUCUGACGUUCACAUGGUUGCUGCUCCGCUCUGCUUCCUGCAGAUCUACUGUGUCUACACCUACGCUCACAUUGAGUUCUGCAACCUGGCCGUCAUGUCCUAUGACAGGUACCUGGCCAUCUGCCAUCCUCUGCAGUACCACUCGCUCAUGACGCCUUCAAAGAUCACGAAGCUGGUGGCGCUCACCUGGCUGUUCCCGCUUCUUGAAUCCGUUGCAGGGAUGUUUCUGACCGUCACUCUGCAGCUGUGUGGAAAUAUCAUUGACAAGGUCUACUGUGACAAUUACUCCAUCAUUAAGCUGUCCUGCUCUGACACGACGGCCAACAAUUUGCUGGGAAUAGUUUACAUGUUCACCAUAAUCCUGGGUAUAAUCGUUUUAAUUGUCUACACGUAUGUUAAGAUCCUGAAGGUGUGUUUUUCUGCGUCCACACAGACUCGACAGAAGGCCAUCAGCACCUGCACGCCUCACCUGGCCUCUCUCAUUAACUUCUCCUUCGGCUGUUUCUUUGACAUAUUUCAGAGCAGGUUCGACAUGAGCCGAGUCCCCGACGCGCUCCGAGUUAUUUUAUCGUUAUAUUUCCUCACGUGUCAGCCGCUCUUCAACCCUCUGCUCUAUGGACUCAACAUAUCGAAGAUACGGAGCUUCAGUAAAAAACUGGUUUUUGGGAAAAGGUGAGCUUCACGAGGGGAUGGAUUCUUUAACCAAGUGUUUUAUAAACUGAAGCUGCUUUUACCUUCUGUAAGAUGUUAUAUUGUUGCAAUAAACUCCCUAAACUCCCUGUGGA